ACAGAGGAUAUUCAUCCUACAAAAUGAAUCGCUUCUCUCUAUUAUAUGAUACAUUCUGCACAUAGACAUCAUACAAGCCUCACCCAAAACCAGGCUGUGGUAUAAAAGCAUCACAUUGUUCUAUCUAGACAAUUUCACUGAGAAAUUGAGCAUCAAAAGUUUACUGAUUACAAAGCAGACAAAAUCUUAAAUGAACUAAAGAGCUGGAUUAAGUGUCCUUUGUUUCCUUUCUACCAAACAAAUCUACAAUGGCAAGUGGUGAUUCAAAGGGGGGAAUUUGCACUGUUGGAGAUAUUUAUAUAUUCACAGUGAAUGUCAGUGAGUUUGCACCAGAAGAAGUUAUUGUAACCUCCACCAAUAAUUCUAUACGAGUAUGUGCAGAAAAGUUGGCAUCAGAUGGCACAAUUGUGGACGCUGUUUCUCAGAAGUGCCAAUUCCCUGCUGAUGUGGAUCCAAUGUCAGUCACAUCUUCAAUUGGGAAAGGUGGCGUGUUGAGUAUUAAAGCCCAAAAACACACAGCAAAGGGCCCGGUAAUCAUGGAUUCAAUCAAAGAAGUGAAGACCUAAUGCAUGCCAUGGGUGUAUGUUUGAGCAUUUUAGGAA
Messenger RNA from Rhinichthys klamathensis goyatoka, 602 nucleotides. RefSeq names its product heat shock protein beta-7-like. The record is from RefSeq and is a predicted model, not a curated record. The coding region runs from base 249 to 566 and encodes 105 amino acids. NCBI's taxonomy places the organism in Eukaryota, Metazoa, Chordata, Actinopteri, Cypriniformes, Leuciscidae. The transcript is spliced from 3 exons. Gene Ontology annotation, cellular component: nucleus; cytoplasm.